AUGACGCUACAUGACAACAUUUUUGGUACCGCCCACGCUGCUACUACUCGGGCGGGUGACCACUGUGCACACGACAAAUCACGCCCCAACGACAAACACGGUGACACAGUUCUCAUUCCACCUUCAGCGAGCCGAAAGCCUACAAUCCUCGUCUUGACAGAGCAGAAUCCUGUCCUCGAAAAGAAGCCACAUCACAUCGCUGCUGACAACAAUAAUCCGUUCGGUCUCAUCAUUACCAACACCCGUGGCAAACCCGACAACUUACCCCGCAACAGCGCCUGCUACAAUAAUAGCGCAAGAUCCACUCAUGACGACAACCACAGCAGCCGGUCUGCUCAGCUUGCGCUUGCUAUCAAUGUGUCUGUCAAAAACAAUGUCAGCAUUAUCUUUGCCGACGACACUGUGAAAGAGCUCAGCAACAGAAAACCAACAGUCUCCUUCACGACGUGUGUUACAGAUGCGACACCAUCUACGUAUGCCUACAUGUCACCAUUGGUCGCAUAUGACAAACAACCACCCACUUCAACUUUUCUCGUCUCAAACAACAACAAUUAG
This is a messenger RNA of Seminavis robusta, 555 nucleotides long. Lineage: Eukaryota; Bacillariophyta; Bacillariophyceae; Naviculales; Naviculaceae. The record is from the annotation of a GenBank genome assembly.